CAACCUGUAAUCUGCUUACGGGAAGGCAGUCGUACGUUGAGAAAGCACGUAGAGCGCACGUUGGUUGUACUCUCUCGCGGCCCGUUCGCUACAUAAACAAAUGAAUGAUGACGACGCUUAUCCAAUACGCCUACUCGAAGUCGGUUUUGGAUGAUAGUAUUUUGUUUUGAAAAAGUGGCGCGCACAUGCUUAAAGUUAUCGAUCCGAAGGACAAUAAUGUGUACAAAUUUCGAAAAUCUGUGAUAUCGUAGUAUUUAAGUGACAGUUUAUUUUUGUGAUAUAUUUAUUUAUUUACUAGCGGAUAAUAUUCAAUUAUGAUGCCGCCCGGCAGGAAGGCUGGAAAGAGGAGAGUUAAAAAACAAAACGUGAAACGGUGUUACUGUGAAGGACACUGUCCUGACAACCAGCACAAUGGAACUUGCGAAAUCAGAUCUGGAGGGGUAUGCUUCACUUCAGUGGAAGCAGUCUAUGACGACACGCAAGAAAAGGAAGUUCCCUUUUACACCUACGGAUGUUUCUCUGACGACGAAAGAGGACUUAUGCAGUGCAAAGGCCAUCUCGUCCCUCACGAACAAAGUAAAUCCAUCCAGUGCUGCAACGACAAAGACAUGUGCAACAUGGGCCUCAAACCCACUUACCCGGAACGACCGACGCCUCAAGCCCCCAGUUUCGGCUCUCCUGACAGCCUGCCCUUCAUCAUUCUUCUCACGACAAUAACGUUCAGCCUCACGCUGGUACUUCUUAUUGUAGCCAUAGUAUUCAUUAAGAAUCGCAAAAAAGAAGUACAGCGAAAGUUUGGUUUGUACACGAAAAACUAUCCAGUGGAAAAGUAUCCAAAUAUGGAAAUACAUGGACCUUUGGCGAAUUUAAUAGAACAGUCCAGCGGCUCGGGAUCAGGUUUGCCCAUUUUAGUACAAAGGACUAUUUCGAAACAGAUACAGAUGAUUCACUCAGUGGGGAAGGGGAGGUAUGGCGAAGUUUGGUUGGCCAAGUGGAGAGGUACGAGGGUUGCCGUCAAGGUAUUUUUCACAACGGAGGAACAGAGCUGGUUCAGGGAGACAGAGAUAUACCAGACUGUGCUGAUGCGCCAUGACAAUUUACUGGGGUUCAUUGCUGCUGACAUCAAAGGUACUGGCAGCUGGACUCAGAUGUUGUUAAUCACAGACUAUCAUGAGAAUGGUUCCCUCUACGACUAUCUCCAAGACCACAGCCUGGACCCCAACAGUCUCUACUUGAUGUCCUACAGCAUAGCAUCUGGCCUUUCACAUCUCCAUACCGAAAUAUUCGGGACCAAAGGAAAACCCGCCAUCGCACAUCGAGAUAUUAAAAGUAAAAAUAUUUUAGUGAAACGUAAUGGAGAGUGUUGCAUUGCGGACUUUGGCUUGGCUGUUAAAUUUUUGUCAGAUACCAAGGAGAUAGAUGUACCUCCUAAUGUGCGUUCUGGAACAAGACGUUAUAUGGCUCCGGAAUUACUUGACAGGACAAUAGAUAUGAACAACUUUGGGGCCCACAAGAUGGCAGACAUGUAUGCUUUCGCUCUUGUUCUGUGGGAGAUGUCGAGGAGAUGUGUUACUGGUGACAAGUUCAAAGACGCCGAUGAUUAUCAAGUGCCAUAUUACGAUUGCGUUCCUUCAGAUCCUUCGUUUGAGGAUAUGCAGCAAGUGGUUUGUGUGAAAAAAAUCAGGCCACAAAUUCCAUUGAGGUGGGAAAGUGAGGACGUUUUACAAACUUUGUCGAAAGUUAUGUAUGAGUGCUGGCACCCAAAUCCUGCAGUUAGACUGACAGCUUUGAGAGUGAAGAAAACGUUAUCGAAGUUAGAAACGGACACAAGUAUAAAAAUUGUAUAGUGGUUAUACAUUGUUUUGUUUUGUGUAGAUUAGAUAUCUAUAAUCUCCAGUGUGGGGUUAUAUAUCUGGUUUGACAAGGAGAGUUGUACAUAGUGGGUUUCAUAGUCACUUAUUUGAUAUAUGUAUAUGUUUCAACCAAAAAUCAAGUAGGUUAAACUUAUAUCUCUAACAAUGUGAAUCUUUUUGAUAAUUUGAUGACUUUGUAAUCAAAUAGUUUUACGUAUUUUGUACAAACCAAUAGCUUUAAUUUGAUCUUUGAACUGGAUAUGUAACUUCAUUUGUAGUAUAGUUCAAAAUUGUACAUAUGACAAAUAAGUUGUACAUAUUAUUGUUUAUUAGUUAAAAUUUAACUAUCAAAGUCCAAGUACCUAUACAUUCAUAUAAAAAGUCCAGUUGACCAUACUAAAACAUAAAGACAGUAGCUCAAAAAUUGAUUAGUUUGCUAUACCCUUCAAAAAUUAUAGUUUAGCAUAAGAAUACUUUCGAUUCAAUAAGCCAUUUAAAACCAAGCAGAGACCCUUUGUUUGUCGAGUACCUUGUAUGAGACAAUAUUCAUUUAAUUCGAAUACAAAUGUUCAGGGAAAUAUUCUCAGAUGCCAUACACAAAUAAGUAGCCUAUUCCUAAUGAUGUGCCAUUAAAACUUUCAAUUUUUGAGUUGCUGCUGCCUCAAACAUUGAUAAGCAUAAAAGAACACUAAAAUUCUCUGGUGCUCUGUGACAAUCUCAUAAUUUCUUUCCUAAUUUUGUACAAACAUUUUUAUCCACUCGUUAAUAAAGCACCAUGAUUAUAUUUGAAGAGGAAAUUUUCGUCAAAAAGCUGCUCAAUUAACAAAAAUCGUGCAAUUUCAGUUUUUGUGUUUUCAAUUGACUUAGUUAUUUCUUGGUAGGCCGUGUGACUAUUAGAAUGUGCAUUUAUUAUAAAAUCUUGUAAAUAUGAUGUAACUUGUUUUAAUGAUUUGUGAAAUAUACAAAAUUUGUUUGAAUGUGCGAUAUAUAUCUAUAUAUAAUGCAAGACUGAUAUUUUGGAAGUUGUAUGUUUUUGUGCAUCAAAUGAUGUAAUAAAUAGUUUAUAGAUAA
This is a messenger RNA of Leptinotarsa decemlineata (Colorado potato beetle), 2924 nucleotides long. It is a transcript of the gene tkv, whose product is annotated as serine/threonine receptor kinase thickveins. Gene Ontology annotation, biological process: cellular response to growth factor stimulus; protein phosphorylation; cell surface receptor protein serine/threonine kinase signaling pathway. NCBI's taxonomy places the organism in Eukaryota, Metazoa, Arthropoda, Insecta, Coleoptera, Chrysomelidae. The record is from RefSeq and is a predicted model, not a curated record. Gene Ontology annotation, cellular component: plasma membrane; signaling receptor complex. Gene Ontology annotation, molecular function: transmembrane receptor protein serine/threonine kinase activity; ATP binding.